AUGGGCCCUUUUCGUGUAAAACCACCAAAUUUGAUUUGCUCUCCACUAGCUUUAGUGCCCAAGAAGGAACCAGGGACAUUUCGUCUUAUCCAAGAUUUAUCUUUUCCUAAAGGUAGCUCAAUUAAUGACGGUAUAGAUCACCAAUUUACGGAGAUUCAUUAUGAUUCUGUCGAUAUCGUUGUACAAAAGGUUAAACAAUGCGGACGCAAUUGUUUGAUGGCAAAAACAGAUAUUGAAAAUGCGUUCCGCAUUCUCCCAAUACAUCCCUUAGACCGACAUCUCCUUGGUUUCUCUUGGGCUUUGGAAGAUACAGUAGAAUAUUACAUGGAUGCCUGUUUAGUAAUGGGUUUAAGUAUAUCUUGUCAAUUGUUUAGUAGAUUUAGUGCUGCAUUACAGUGGAUAAUGGAAACAAACCAUCAAGCUAUUAUGAGUCAUAUUUUAGAUGAUUUUUUCUUUGUUGGUUCACCUUAUACUAAUCAAUGUCAGGCCAGUUUGGACUUGUUUUUGAAAUUAUGCAAAGACAUAAAUAUUCCUAUAAAAACAGAAAAAAAUGUUAAUGCUACCACAUGUAUCACCAUUUACGGUAUUGAGGUCGAUUCUCAGGCUAUGAUCAUCCGUUUACCUGAGGACAAGGUCACAAAAAUUCGCAGUAAACUAAAUCAGUUCAAAUGUCGGAAAAAGGUCAUGCUUAAGGAACUUCAGUCUUUAUUAGGGCUACUGAACUUUGCCACUGUCUGUGUUGUACCAGGUCGCACAUUUUUACGCCGUUUAUACGAUUUAACAGUGGACGUUGCAUGCCCACAAUUUUAUAUUAGAUUGAACGCUGCGGCUCGUGCUGAUCUGUCAAUGUGGCACUCAUUUAUGCAGUCGUUCAAUGGGCGGUGUAUGUUUCUCAACGAUAAUUGGAUAUCGUCUGAGUCUUUAAAUUUAUUUACAGACGCAGCAUCAACUAUAGGCUUUGCUGCAGUUUUUGGAUCCGAAUGGGUUGCUGAGAAGUGGCCACCACAUUUUCAGCAAUUUCAUAUUAACAUAUUAGAGCUUUUUCCAAUUGUCAUUGCUCUCGAACUUUGGGGUCACAAAAUGGCAAAUCACAAAAUCACAUUUUACUGUGAUAACCUAGCUACAGUAUGUGUAAUAAAUAAACUCACUUCUAAGGACCCAGUCAUGAUGGCACUUGUUAGACGUCUCGUUUUACUGUCCAUGACCUACAAUAUAUUGUUUCGUGCUAGACAUGUCUGUGGUAACGCUAACAGGGUUGCUGACCAUUUGUCUCGUUUUGAAUUUCAGAAAGCAUUCCUGGAGGCGCCGUUUCUGUGUCGCACACCACUCAGCGUCCCAGAUCACUUGCUGUCGAUUUAA
Mercenaria mercenaria is the source of this 1359-nucleotide messenger RNA. RefSeq lists its product as uncharacterized. The transcript has a single exon. Bases 1 to 1359 code for a protein of 452 amino acids. Lineage: Eukaryota; Metazoa; Mollusca; Bivalvia; Venerida; Veneridae. The record is from RefSeq and is a predicted model, not a curated record.